Messenger RNA from Cucumis melo (muskmelon), 615 nucleotides. RefSeq lists its product as uncharacterized. The record is from RefSeq and is a predicted model, not a curated record. NCBI's taxonomy places the organism in Eukaryota, Viridiplantae, Streptophyta, Magnoliopsida, Cucurbitales, Cucurbitaceae. The coding region runs from base 47 to 499 and encodes 150 amino acids. The transcript is spliced from 2 exons.
AACCCUCAGAAAAUGGGGUUUAACCCUAAAACUGUAAAGAAACGCCAUGAAGCGAGCUCUAUGGGGAGCUGUCUUCAAUGUCUGUUCUCGGACGCUUUCCGUCUCUCCUCCGCUACGAACCUUUCGUUCCGUCCCCUUACUGUCUCCAUUUUCCGUUUUCACUUUGCGAUGUUACUCAUCCGGGAAUGACAAGUACAAUGAACUGAACUCAACCAAAAACAAGGACUCUCUCGUCGACGACGAUGUCAGCACAGAAGAGCUGAAGAGGAAAAUUGAUAAAUUUUAUGAGGGUGGUGAUGCCGAUUCAUUACCAGAAAUUUUCGAAGCAAUUUUGAAAAGGAAGCUGUCGGGUAAACACGAAGAUGCCGAUGAUGAGCUGAUGAAAGAAAUUCGACAGCGAAUGCCCGGAGAAAUUGAAGAUUUCAAAGGUGAAGAAUAUGAUUCAGAACUAACGGACGAUGCCGCCAGUGAUUCUGAGGAAGAAGAUAAAAGAAUAUAAAGACAAUGCGAAUUUUAUAGUUGUGAUGUUAGAUUUUACGUUUUGAGUGAAUCUUUUCUUCAAUUCAAUUGGAUGGAGUGGACUUUCAUAGUUAAUGAUAGCAUUAUUAUUUCAAA